Rhododendron vialii is the source of this 1633-nucleotide messenger RNA. RefSeq lists its product as uncharacterized. The record is from RefSeq and is a predicted model, not a curated record. The transcript is spliced from 13 exons. Bases 113 to 1459 code for a protein of 448 amino acids. Lineage: Eukaryota; Viridiplantae; Streptophyta; Magnoliopsida; Ericales; Ericaceae. Gene Ontology annotation, biological process: protein phosphorylation. Gene Ontology annotation, molecular function: protein kinase activity; ATP binding. Gene Ontology annotation, cellular component: chloroplast.
AUGGGAUCACACACAGGCUUACCCGACGAACUCUAUCCUUUCGUAUUUUAUCCUCCCUUCGCGCCACUGCAACGUGAGAGAGAGAGAGAGAGAGACUACGAGGACGACGACGAUGAUGCUAACUGCACCCGACUGCUUCUCUGCGUCCGGCGCGCUUUCCCUCUCUUCACGCUACAAAUCUCCGAGGCUCUUCGGACGCUUCAAUUUGAAUAUAGAGAAGACGACGACGACGCGAACGUUUCGAUGCUAUAAAGCGAGUCUGAUUACGAAUCCCGAGUCGUUCGAAGUCGGAAGGCUUGUCGGUAGCUACGGCUUCAUGAACGUCACCAGGGUCCGGGCACCCCCUUGUAUCCGCCACUGGUGUAGAGGGUUGUUGAUGAUGUACAUAUUUGUGAACCCCGAGUUGUAUUGCAGUUACUCAGGACCACAAUUCGGGUUGGACGUUGAAUAUUCAUCAGAAGACAUGGGGCGCUUAAGAGUUCAAGAUGUGGGAGAAGGCAGUGUGAAAAUUAGGCUUUAUGAAGGAAGAAUAACUCAGGGUCCACUUAGAGGGACUCCUGUUAUUUUUAAGGUUUAUCCUGGACAACAAGUUGGUGGUGUUGAGGCUGACAUGAUGGCUGCAAAUGAAUUAAAUGCUCAUGCUUUUCUUCAAAGCAGUUCAAAAACUGUCUCUCAGAACCUCCAAAUACUUCUUGGCGGGUUUGAGACGAAAACUGGGGAGCAGUGGCUUGCUUUCCGUAAUGGUGGGAAAUACAGUGCUGCAGACUAUGCAAAAGUUACGAGUGAAAGAAUGUCAAAAGACAGUGCUCUGGGAGAAAAAAAGUUGUGGAAUCCUUUCGAGCAAGAGGAAACUAUAAAGCGAAGAAGAUAUUUUGUUAUUAAGUUGCUUCAUGGUGCUUUAUGCGGCCUAGCCUACAUGCAUGACCGUGAAAGACUGCACCAAAGUCUUGGACCUUCUUCAGUCGUUCUCAACACGGUGGUUGAGAAAGAUGCUGCUUACCUCGUUCCACGGCUUCGGGAUCUUGCCUUUUCAGUUGACAUACGGUAUCCAAAACUAGAGGAAGGUUCAGGAACAUUAUCAGAAGGACUCUGGAGACGGGCAUCUGCAGCUGGUGCAUUCACUCCUAUGGAAAAAAGAGCCUUUGGAAUAGCAGAUGACAUAUACGAGGCCGGUCUUCUUUUUGCGUACUUGGCUUUUAUUCCGUUUUGUGAAGUAGGAAUCAUGGAUAGCCUUUCAUUGCAAAGGCUUCUGGAAAGCACUUUCAAACUUGAUCUUGAAGCUAUCAGAGAGUAUUGUUUAGCUGAUGACCGCUUGCUAGAAGCUGUGAACUUUCUGGAUCUUGGAAAUGGUGCAGGUUGGGAGUUGCUGCAGGCUAUGUUGAACCCUGACUUCCGGAAUCGGCCAAUAGCAGAAGCUGUAUUGAACCAUCGAUUCAUGACAGGCUCUGUUCUAUUUUAAACACCCGAAUACAUACGUGAGAGAAUAAUUGAGUUGGCUAUUAGCUGCUUCACAGGAUAACAUCUUUUCGAAUUUUACUUGUCUGUUGGGAGGAGAAUUCUCGAAAGUGUGGUUUCUACGUUGCAACUUGUAAAUAUUAUGUUGAUGGGUAUAAAAGAAGUUAGAGUUUUUAUA